AAUGUAGGUAGAACUUUGUAAUAAUAAAAUGUGCAAACUUUUAUUUAAUUUUUAUCACAAAAUUCUCACUGUAUUACUGGCUAUUUCCUGGCUAUAGCAAAUCACCAAUAUCAUUUAUCAACCUUUCUCACCUCUAUUUUUGGGUUCCUAUUUUCACCAGCAUAGGAUUGUAUGCAUGUAAAUGCAUGCAUAGAAUAUGAAGGUCUAGAUAUAUAAAAGAAUGAUAAGUGGGUUUAUUCACGCGGAAAAAAUAUCCUUACACCCCCUAAAUAUUUAAUUCUUGUAAUAAAAACUAAAAAUCAAACCAUAAGAAAGGUUUUUUUAUCGCAUUUCUUAAUAAUCUUUGAUACCACGGGCGCGUGGAAAAACAUCUACGCUCAAGCCUAAUUUUAAGAAAUAUUUAUCGGAAUUUUUUGUGCAAUCGUCAAUUGUACGCAAUUGUAGCGUUUGCAUGAAACGUUUUGCCAGUCGUCAUAGAGUAUUGAUAUUUUUCCAUAAAUAAAAUUAAAAUUGGUCCAAAUUCAAAACACUGAAACAAAAAUAGAACCAGCGGGUGAAACUAUAUAUUAUAUUCCUUGAAAAUUUCAAAGUAUAGCUGCGGAGCUUUUACUAUAAUACUAAUGUUGAUUAAAAUAAUCACUAGGGGAAGGGGGAAAUACAAAGAGUAGCACUAAAACAAAAAAUAAAAACUUUAAAAAAUUAAAAAAAUACUUACUCUUCAAAGACGACAAUGAAACGAUGAAGUUUCCCUCCUUUUUCAAUUUUUCAGGUGCACGUAAAACAGGAAUACUUCAUGUUAUUUUGCCCUACAGAGUACCGUCACCUCUCUAUUAUUCUCACUAUUCUUCUUGUUAUACGUAUUUUUUAAAGCGAUUUCAUUACGAUUGUUUUUUUUCAAAAAAGCCAAAGGGCUGUAUGGGUUGUGGAGGUUCCAAGUCUCAGCCACUUCUUGCAUCGCAACCUAAACUUGCUCCAAACAAGUGUCCCCCAUCACCCCCGACCCAGGAUCAUCCACCCAGUACCCCAAGCAAGCAUUCCCCCUCGUCCCUACCUGCUCCUGCUGAAACCAACAACAAUCACCCUCUUCCCAAUCAGACUGCGAAAGAUCAAGAACCCGGAUCGGAAACAGCUGAUUCUGAUCUCGAUUCCUUGGAAAUCUCUUUUGAAAAAGCUGCAUCCCUGCGCCUCGAAACACCGGCACAAAUGUGGGCCGCCGUGCGGAAAACGUGCUCCCCGAGUAAGAAGUGGACGAUAGAAAAGAAUAAAAGUAGGCGAGGGUGGAAAACCAUUCGUCUGUUUGUGUCCUCAACCUUCAAAGACUUUCAUGUUGAGAGAGAAGUUUUAGUUAAAGAGGUGUUUCCCGAUCUUCGUUUGUGGUGUGAACAACGAAAGCUUCAUCUCGUGGAGUGUGAUCUCAGAUGGGGUGUGCCGAAAGACUCUACCUCGGAGGAAACAAUUCGAAUUUGUUUGGAGGUUCUUGAUCGUUGUCACGAAGAAAAUGUUUUACCAUAUUUCUUAAAUUUAACUUGCGAGAGGGCUGGUUGGAUACCGACGUUUGGCGAUCUUACGUACAACCUUGCUGCUCAGUACGGAUGGGUUUACGGCCUCUCUGUUACAGAAAUGGAAAUUGUUCAUGGUGCAUUUAGAAAAUGCAAUCCAAAUGCUUUGUUUUUGAUUCGCGAUGGCGAAUUUGCUUCAAAACUGCCAAAAGAUGUAAAAGAAGCCUUUGUCGACGCAGACUCAUUCGCACAAAAAAAACUUGUGAAAUUAAAACAGGUUAUUUGCGAGCAAUUCCCGGAGCCAAACAUCCAUCAUUACCAAGUUGAAUGCAGUGAUGAGCAGGUCGAGGGAAUGACUGAGAGAGAUGUGAAACUGAAGGGCCUAAGCGGUCAGGGCUCUUUCUUUUAUAAAACAGUGUACGAAUUCUUUAAGACAAGGAUAGAAGAACAAUAUCCUCUUGAUCCAACCCCAGAGGACCCACUCGAGGCCCAGAGGACUGCGCACGAGUCAUUUCUUGAUAUCAGGUCGCAGUGUGUUCUGGGAAGGGACGGCGUACUUGCCAAGAUCGAGGAGUAUAUUCGUAGUAAUCCCAGGAAUGCUCCGUUGCUGCUUGUUGGGAACGCAGGCUCAGGAAAGUCGGCUAUUAUGGCAAAGUCAGCGCACGACGCCGUAGAAAAGUCGCAUAAUUCGACGGAGAUCAAUUUCCCCAGACAAAUGUUAAAGUGGAAAGUUUACUUUCAUUUCGUCGGUGCCACCCCGGGCUCAACCGACCUGGCAUUUUUCCUUCAACGUUUAACAAAAGAACUUAAUCCUAGAAAGACGGACGUGGUCAGUGAUCUGGACUCUCUUGUACAGUUGGCGAAUUCACUACUUUCUAACCCGAAUACUCCGCCAACGAUUGUGUUUGUUGAUGCAAUUAAUCAGAUGGACAGUGAUAAACUGCAGUAUCUAACGAGAUGGCUGCCGGAGGUCGUCUCUCCGAAUGUUCGCAUUGUUCUGUCCAUGAUUGACGAAACGGAUUGUCAUCGUUUACUGAGGGCGUACAAAACGAACCCUACGGAGAUUGUCGUUGGUGAACUGGAUUACGACUCGAGAAAGGCAAUAGUCGUGAACAAUCUUUCUCGUUACAAUAAACGGCUUGACGAUGAACAGAUGAAGCUUCUUCUUAGUAAGAAAGGUUCAGCCAAUCCCUUGUGGUUGUCUCUCGCUUGCGAGGAACUUCGCGUUUACGGAGUAUUUAGGAUGGUCAAUGAUAAGAUUCAGUCUUUAUCUGAUGAUUUACUAAGUCUGGAGGAACAAGUGUUGACUCGUUUUGAGGAGGAGAAUGGCGGGCAACUAGUCAUAGCAACGGUUUGUUUAUUGGAAACCUCGCGUCACGGCCUCUUGGAAACCGAACUCCUAGAGCUUCUAGCCGAUGAGAGCAACUUAACCCCCCCGGAAUACAAGGCGGGCGAUGACGAAGUCUGCAGUACGAAAGCGGAAAAUUCGUCCCAGGGUGCCGGCAUGAGUGACGCGACCGAGGCUCUGGCUGAUAAACUACAAGAGCAAGUUAACAUUGCGUAUGUUCAAACUGCAGAGUCUAAGGACGAGGCGAAAAAGAAGGAAGAGGCAGAAGAAGCUAGUUCAUCCCAGAAACGCCGGCGAAUUCACCUGCCAGCGGUCAAGUGGGCCAUAGUGUACCGCGCUUUGAAGCCGCUGUUGAGACCGUGCGGGGACUUGGGCGAGGGAAGAUUAGACUUCUAUCAUCGAUCAAUCAGUAAAGCCGUAAGAAGAAAAUAUUUUAGCGGCGAUGAGGCUUACAAGAAACACAUGUACACGUUUUGGCACGGACGUCUUGCAGAGUUUUUUGAACACUGCGAGGAUUUCGAUCGCAAAUCUGAGGAAUUACCGUAUCAUCUUGAACAAUUGCUGGACAACAACCGUUUGACUCGUUGUCUUCUUGAGUGGCCUGUUUUCGAGCGUCUGUUUUCUGAAGACUUCAGCGUUGACUUACUACGUUCUUGGCAAAAGGCUGGCGGCUAUGCAGCAGCUUCAAAUCUCUACCGAGAAUCGCUCAAUAUCCUCGAGAGUUCUGGUGCGUCCGCCGCCGAAGUUGCCGAGCGGAAGUUUAUGGUCAUAACGUUCUUAAUCCAAGCCGGACAAUACAAGGAGUCUCUUGAACUUCUGGAGGAACUCAGAAAGAUUGAAGAAGAGCAGAUGGGAGCCAGAACUGAGAAAAUGGCGGAAAUUUAUCAACUCAUGUCCAAGACAAAAAGCGAGAUUGUCAAAAAUUACAACUUUGUGACUAAAAAUCAACUCAAAGAAGAUCAGGAGAUUGUUAGAUUUUGUGAAAAAUGCAUCAGUUACCGAGAGAAGUUAAGUGGGGACGAGAAUGAGAAUAAAUUGGGCAAUAUAUACAUUAUUAUGACGCACCAUCUCAGUACAAUAUGUGAUAUUGAAAGCUCGAGUGAUGUGCGAACUCAGGCUUUUGCUUCAGUCGAGAACGCAAUAGAAAUCUUUAAAAGGGUAAUAUUCUUUUGCUUCCAUCGCCCGUAAAAGUUAAAUACCCCCAAUGCAGUGUUCUUUAUAGGCCAGAACCUCCAAAAGAAUUCACUAAUUAGACCCAUGAUUUGUGCUAGGAGUCACCGGUAAAGCUGUACAGUUUUAUUCUAUCUGGAUCGAUAAUCCAAAUUUGAUGCAUGCGGGGCAACAAGGGAAGCUUGAUCAAGUUUUUCCACGCACAAUCUGCAAAUCCUCGAUUUAACAAUGUGACAUUAUACACAUGACUCAAAUUUAACAUUUACCUGAUGUUUCGAAGUAGCUAUGUUCUAGCUGUUGCAUGCUAAUUUCACACAGUUGUCUCCUGAAAAGAUUUUUAGUCGUUUGUCACCGUUUACAAUCGUUUAAUUGCAUUU
Dendronephthya gigantea is the source of this 4394-nucleotide messenger RNA. Its product is annotated as telomerase protein component 1-like. Gene Ontology annotation, cellular component: Cul4-RING E3 ubiquitin ligase complex. NCBI's taxonomy places the organism in Eukaryota, Metazoa, Cnidaria, Anthozoa, Malacalcyonacea, Nephtheidae. Bases 739 to 4035 code for a protein of 1098 amino acids. The transcript has 21 exons. Gene Ontology annotation, molecular function: protein binding. The record is from RefSeq and is a predicted model, not a curated record.